This is a messenger RNA of Penicillium pulvis, 1203 nucleotides long. RefSeq lists its product as uncharacterized. Lineage: Eukaryota; Fungi; Ascomycota; Eurotiomycetes; Eurotiales; Aspergillaceae. The transcript is spliced from 2 exons. The coding region runs from base 1 to 1203 and encodes 400 amino acids. The record is from RefSeq and is a predicted model, not a curated record.
AUGAGUGGAUUCAGCAAUGUUGUCAAAGGGGGCUGGCACCCCAAAGGAAAAGAAGGGGCCAAAGAAAGUUGGCGUGGUGACUUCAAGGGCAUCAAUCAAGUGGCGGGAUGGAUGGGCAAGGGCAGGGACCCCAGCGCGGAGCAAAGUGAACAUGUCUCUCAACCUCUGUCAUCUCUCAAGGACCCAUCAUCGUUUGGACCACCCCCGAAGCAUAUCAAUUUCCAUGGCGCGGCCGCGGUGAACGAGACAACCCCGGACCGGCGAGGUCUAGGGGCCCCCCUGGCCCACGAGCAGAUUGAGCAACAGGAUACCCGUCAGCGACAAAUGUUUGAAGCGGAGGAAGAGGAAGCACAAAAGCCAAAGUCCCCUCCGGUGCCGUAUCGCGUGAACACAACUGGGUUGUCUACAAUCAACCUGCCUCCUCCUCCAGUCCGACGCCUCGACUCACCAACUUCUGCUCCUUCCAUAAGCGCAAAGCCGACCGUCUUGAAGCCGAAGCCUCAACUCCCUCCCCGACUCCCUCCACGGAAACAGUCGCCUGUUCAAAAUCCGUCUCCCCCACCACCCUACGCUACUGGGUCGCCAUCACCCACCCAGGUAUAUGUGAAUCAGGAGGCAGCAUCCCGCCUCGCCAACGCUGGGGUGUCAGUUCCCGAAUUUGGUAUCGGAGGAACGACCGGCACUUCCCAAACCACAAAGGCCAACGAGGCACCUGUUCAGGAUUUGCAGUCGCGCUUCUCGCAGUUGCGCACCGAUUCAGGAUCCCCCAACAAGGGGUCUCCGCCGAUUCCAGCCCCGCGCCCGGCCAAUUCAGCGGACUUCCUUCCUCCAGCUCCAGGAUUUCGCGAUCGCCAUGCCGACACCAUUGAUAUAGGGAAGAAGAAAUGGGGUGGAGUGACGUCACGCUUCAAUACUUUUGUUGAAGACCGCAAAUUUUCGGCCAAUGCGAACAAACGGAUUCCUCGGCCGCCCGGGCCAAAUUCACCGGUGAAAGCCCCGACAGUAGCGCCGGCAGUAGCACCGACAGCAGCACCGGUGAGCCCGAACUCUCCUACUUUGGAGACCCAAGCGCGUAAAAAGCCACCUCCACCCCCUCCGAAGCGAGCAGAAAUGCGCGCUGCGCCUACGAUGCCCGGUGCUUUCCCUCAGGAGUCAUCAGUCCCGGCGCCACCGCCCGUACCUCAUAACACCAAACCCCGCUGA